This is a messenger RNA of Sphaeramia orbicularis (orbiculate cardinalfish), 2245 nucleotides long. It is a transcript of the gene vipas39, whose product is annotated as VPS33B interacting protein, apical-basolateral polarity regulator, spe-39 homolog. Lineage: Eukaryota; Metazoa; Chordata; Actinopteri; Kurtiformes; Apogonidae. Gene Ontology annotation, biological process: intracellular protein transport; vacuolar transport. The transcript has 19 exons. The record is from RefSeq and is a predicted model, not a curated record. Gene Ontology annotation, cellular component: cytoplasm. Bases 33 to 1505 code for a protein of 490 amino acids.
UCUCAGCCUCCGUCAGAGAGGAAGAGCUGAAGAUGAUGAAGAGUAAAGGAGAUGAAGAUGAAUACUGGAACAGCUCCAAGUUUAAAGCUUUUACCUUCGAUGAUGAAGACGAUGAGUUCAGCAAGCUCAAAGAGUCAAAACAAGCCGUGAACAGCAUUCGGCGUCUGGUGGAGGAAGAUGAUGAUGAAGACGAUGUGGAGAAGGUCAGCUGGAGUGGAGAGCCUGUUGGAAGUAUCUCCUGGUCAGUCAAAGAGACUGCAACAUCCAGUCAGAGGACAGACAGAGAGCCUGCCUUCCCCAAAAUUAACACCAACACUCCAUCGAUGCCAAAGAGCAACUCAGGAUAUUCUCUGAGUUCACUAUUUAAAGGAAAGAAAGGAGGAAGUUAUCAGGCCUUUACCGAAUCAUUCAGUGACUCGUCUGUCCGGAUGUAUGCACCAGAGCUCCGAAAACCCAAAUCUGAGUACAAGGAUUACAUCAGUGACUGGUCACCUGAGGAGACAGUUCAGAGAAUGCAACAAGGAAAGACUGUGUCUCUGGAAAAGUUCCGAUCUCUUCAGGACAAACUCCUGCUGCUCGACUACGCUGUCAGCGCAUACGACGGAAACGUCAUCACAGCUAUCCUCAUUUAUUUAAAGAGGACUCUAUGUAAAGAGGUUUUGUUUCGGGAGCUGGAGUCCAGACAGACAGCUUUGCGGCAUUUUAUCAAUUAUCUGAUGGAAACCAGAGAUCAGAGACUGCUGCUGGAACUGCACAGAGCUCUCGGCAGGACGGAGGAUGUGGCGCUGCUGCAGUAUAAAGAACACCUGUCCAUCGCAGAUGAAAACAAGAGGCGAGACUUCCUAAAGAGUUGCCUCAGUCUUCCUUUUUCUCCUGAAGACUCGACUCACAUUCAGGACCACUACACUCUGCUGGAGAGGCAAAUCAUCAUCGAGGCAACAGACCGAGAGGCUGAGCGUGGAGGGAAAGUGGAAAUCUUCCAGAAGUUUCCCAGAAAAGCCUCAAUUCUGAACAUGCCGCUGAUCACAACCCUGUACUACUGCUGCUUUUAUCACUACAAUGAGUCCGAGGGGACCUUCAGCAGUCCAGCAAACGUCCGUCAGACCUUCAGGAUUUCAGAUAAACAGUAUUUUGUGACAGCGUUGGCAGCUCGGGCAAAGCUGAAGGCGUGGUUUGACGUGGAUGCUCUGUUCACCAGUAAGAACUGGCUGGGAUUUACCAGAAAGAAGAGUCCACUCAGCUUCCAGCGUGUUGUCGACAUCCUUCACAAGAACUCGGCCCCCACACAGGUGCUGCAGGAGUACGUGGGUUUGGUUGACAAUGCGGAAUUGAGGAUCAGUUUGGCUCAGAAACAUAAAUGUCAUGACAUCGUUAUCAACACGUACCGAGACCUAAAGGAUCGCCAGCUGUUGCUCGAAUAUCGGGGAAAGGUGGAGCGGGGUUCAGCGGAGGAGAGAAAGAUCAAUGAACUGCUCAACAACCAGCAAAUCAGGUGGAAAAACUGACACUUAAACCAGAGACUUUUAUUUUGAAACACCGACAACUGAUGGUCCUCUGUCACCAUGGUAAUGGGACAGCCAAUCAGCUCUCACCUCUGCGUUCUUCACAGUGGACGGAGCUUACUAAUCGGAGGACGAGUCAUUCCAUCAACGCUUGUUAAAUACUUUUCAGUUUUAAUAAAUAUGAGCAAAAACAAAUAAAAAUAAAAAUAAAUAAAACAUGAUCAGAAUCAAAUUCAGCUGAUUUUAAAUGUGGUUCAUGGUUAGAAAACGUGAUGAAGGAAAGACAGAAAAUUUACAUGUCAACUAUGAGCCAAAUCUAUCCGCUAUUUAUAUUAAAGUGAUCAAUCAGCCCUGACUAGAUGUCUUAGAAAGAAUCAAUAUCAACAGAACUUGAGAGGUUGUUUUUAUAUAAACAAAAAUUAACAACUCAGACCGAUUUUUGGUCCAGAGUCAAAGAUAAAAACACAUUAAUAGUCUCUGAUUUAGUGUUUGGGUUCUUAUUUUGUUCAUUUUUAUUACAUGGUGUAAAACAGUAAUAUUAAAUGAAAAUAAAGAAAGUCUGAGCUCUCACUGAUGAUGAAAACAUUGUAAAAUUUGCUGUGGUUUUAAACACUUGUUUUGAGAACAUUUCACAACUGUUACAAAAAAAACCAUCAUCAGCACAAAUACAUGAUGGAAAUGAAGAAACAACACCAUAUUUCAUCAGAAAUAUAACUUUUUUUCCCGCAACCUCCUAGUUCAGU